AUGGAUCAACUAACACCUACUGUGAAAAAAAGAACAGUUUUCGAAUCUGGAGGAAAAACUAUCAUAGCACUUUCUCAAGAUGAAAACAGAUUGAUUGCUGCUAAUAAAAACGGUAUUACAAAGAUCCUACUAUUGAAUAAACCCGAAGAUGAACCUGAAGUUAUUCAAGUAUCAGAGAAUUUAACAUCCUUAAAGGCUUUAUCAAAUGAAAGGUUUGUCUUGACCACAGUGAAAGGGGAUGCAUUUGAGUACAAUUAUAAAGGUCAAAGAGAAACAUUAUUAUUAAGAACAUCUCUACCCUUGCGUGAUUGUUCAUUGAUUCAUAAUGGGAAAACAAUUGUUUUUGCCAGCGAUGAUUUAGAAUUGGUUACAGUUGAUUUACCUGAGGACUCGGAGUCAGCAGAUCCAUCGAAGAGAUCUAAAUCUAACCAAAUUCUAACAUUACCAGAUCAAAUCUCUCAAUUAUCUUACUCUUUCAAGACCAACAUUUUAGCCGUUUCCUUAAUUAAUGGGAACGUCCAAUUUUAUUCAUUAUCUUCGGCUCAACCUAAUAAAGUACAUCAAUUAGACAAAUGUGUACUACCUAACUCCUAUCAGUCAUUUGAUAAAACAGGUGACACGCAGGAAAAAAAAUCCAACAAACUUGAUGAGCUAUUAGAUGAUGACUUGUCAGACUUAAGUGAUGUUGAAAAUGAUGACGAAAAAGUCACUGAUCCUGAAUUUGUGGACGCCAAUAGAAUUUGUACUCGUAUCACAUGGCAUCCAACAGGGUUAUGGUUUGCAGCACCAAGUACAACCGGAACCGUUAAAGUAUUCACUUUGAAGAAUUAUUCUUUAACUGAGACAUUAUCUGCAGAAACGUCAAAGAAGUUAAUCGAUGUUCAAUUUGACACAACAAAUGGUGAAUAUAUUGCAGCCAUUGAUAUGGAUAAUAGAUUAACUGUUUGGAAAUGGAAAACAGGUGAAACCAUAUAUUCGAAACAGUUCAAGCACAUGCAAUUGACUAACUUGCUAUGGAAAUCUAAUGGAGAAUCACUUGAUAUAAUACUUGGUUCAUGGACCGGUAUAAUUACUACAGUCAGCAAUGUCGCAAAGUCCUCAUCUACAAAAAUCGAUGAUAAAGAAAAUCACUCUGAUGAUAAUGCUACCAAAUCUACUAAAAACGGGUUGUUUGUAGAUUCUGAUGAUGACGAAGAAGGUAUGACUAGUGCUGGGGGUCAAAUAAACCCAAAUAUUGAUACAGUUGCCAUGGAGAAUGAUAAUGACGACAACCAGGAAGGAGCCGACGAUGAUAACAUGGCCCUCUUUGGAGAUGAUAACGAAACAAACAAAAGAAAAUACCAUUUCGAUGAUGAAGAUGAUUUCAUUGAUGAUGAUGAUAAUGGUGGAUAUAUUGAAAGAAACAGUUCUGGUAAUGUACGGAAAUCAAAAUCACACAAAUCAGGCAAUUUUGCAAACGUCGGAUUUUCGAAUCUAAGCAAGUUUAAAUACAAGCCAAUGUCCCCUGGGGCAACCCCAUUUGCUGCAUCCGAUAGACGCUACUUAACUAUGAACAAUAUUGGUUAUGUUUCUACUGUACGUAAUAAUGGCCAAUAUAGUAUUACAGUGUCCUUUUUUGACCUUGGAAGAUUUAACGAAUAUCAUUUCGAGGAUUUAUUUGGUUAUGAUAUUUGUUUUCUGAAUGAAAAUGGUACACUAUUUGCACAAUCGAAGACUGGGCAGUUACAUUAUAGACCUCACAAUACCCUACAUUCUACAUGGACUAAAUUAGUAUCUUUGGCUGAGGGGGAGAUAAUUACAUCGAUUGCGUCAACCAGUCACAGAGUGAUUGUUGGUACCUCUUCGGGUUACUGUACAUCUUUCAAUGAAUAUGGUCUUAUUUUGAGUAUGGAGAAAGUAUCUCCUAUUGUAUUAUUAACAGCAUAUGAUUAUAGAGUGUUUAUUAUUCAUUAUUCACCUUACCAUGGAAUAUCGUAUUCCCUAUUUGAACAAUCCCCAACAAAGUCAGUAUACUAUCAGAGGGAAACUUCGCUGCCAAUUACCCUACCAAAUACAUUAACAGAUAAAAAUAAAGUGUCUGAUCCGGAUUAUGACCGUUUUAACUCUACUGGUAUAAAAAGUGUCUUUUUCUCAUUAUAUGGUGAUCCAUGUGUCUUUGGCUCUGAUAAUGUUUUGUUGGUAUUAAGUAAAUGGAGAUCUAAUACUGAGUGUAGAUGGUUACCAAUUUUGGACACAGAUAUGGAAAUUUGGAAGAUGACGGGUGGAAAAGAAGAUUCUGAUGUCCAUGUUUGGCCCCUAGGCCUAACAUAUGAUACUUUGAACUGUGUCCUAGUUAAAGGUAAGAAACAAUGGCCAGAAUUCCCAUUACCUCUACCGUCUGAAAUGGAAGUCAAAAUUCCAGUUUUAGUUAAGAGCCAACUAUUAGAAGAACAUAAACUAAAAUUGAAAAAUGAUUCCGAAGAAAAUGAAUUUGAUAGAGAUUUAAAUGAAUCAGAUGAUGAUCAAGGAACCAAUGUCGAGAAAGAGAUCACUGUGCCUGUAAAUAUCGCAGCCGAAGAAGAAUAUGUACGUUCGAAAGUUCUAUCUUCUUUAUUAACAGAUACAAUAGAGAAUGAUGGUGAAAUGUAUGGUAACGAAAACGAUUUACUUCAAGCUUUAGUAGGUAAUUUCGAUAAAUCCCUACUUAGAUUAUUUGCCGUCGCAUGUUCCAGUCAAAAUACAGAAAAGGCUCUUUCAAUAGUACAAGAGUUGAAACAAGAUAGAGCAUUAACUGCUGCUGCUAAAAUCUCAGAAAGAGCAGAAAUGAUGACUUUGACGAAACGUAUUAACGACUUAAGAGAAACAAGAUUUGAACAGCAAAUCAAUAAUAUAUAG
Molecule: messenger RNA, 2874 nt
Organism: Maudiozyma saulgeensis
Lineage: Eukaryota; Fungi; Ascomycota; Saccharomycetes; Saccharomycetales; Saccharomycetaceae
Source: the annotation of a GenBank genome assembly